AUCGAGUAUUUACUUGUAUCGAUUGAAUCCUAAUCAUAUUUUGUAAACAUCUAAAAUCUAAUAAUUAAUACGUAAAUAACAUGGAUGUCGCCGAAUUGCUUUCGUUCAAGCCGGAACAGACUCCAAAGCGUCCUCACGAGGAUGAUGAUGAUUAUUUGGCGAAUUCGGCAGAAGAAAGAACUUCCAUAGACUCGAAAAGAGAGGCAAAAUCAAAACGAAUGCGUCGAAUUGAACGGGCAAAGGAAUCUGCAGACUUCGUGAAGCCCGAUGUUCCAUCUUUAGAUGCAUUGUUUGGUCCUGAACUUACUGAAGAAGAAAGAAUGAAUAUAUUAAACUACGUUGAAAAUGAAGAUGCGGAAGGUGACGUACUUGACGAAGUUGGAUUAAAAAAAUUGUUGCUUGUUUUUGAAAAACGGAAUUUGAAAAAUCAGGAAAUGCGUAUCAAAUAUCCUGAUAAUCCAGAAAAAUUCAUGGAAUCGGAGGUUGAUCUGCAUUCAAUUAUACAGGAGUUGAAGGGCGUUGCAACCGUACCAGAUCUUUAUCCAGUGUUGGUGGAAUUGCACGGCAUCCCAAGCAUAUUGGAGUUGCUCGCACAUCCAAAUACAGAUAUUUCAGUUGCGAUCGUAGAUCUUUUGCAAGAAGUUACCGAUGUAGACAUAUUAGGUGAAAGUAGUGAAGGUGCGGACGUGUUAAUUGAGGCUUUACGUAAACAACAGGUAUGUGCCCUUUUGGUACAAAAUUUAGAACGACUUAAUGAAGAAAUUAAAGAAGAAGUUGAUGGCGUACACAACUCUCUAGCAGUUGUUGAAAAUCUCACCGAAAUGCACAGUGACAUCGUACGGGAAGCGGCUGAACAAGGUUUACUCGGUUGGCUUUUAAAACGGCUUAAGCAAAAGUCGCCUUUCGACCCGAAUAAACUCUACUGCAGCGAGAUACUUUCUAUAUUAAUUCAGACGAAUAAUGAGAAUCGUCUAAUGCUUGGAACUAUAGAUGGCAUCGAUGUUUUGCUUCAGCAAUUAGCGAUUUAUAAGCGGCAUGAUCCAUCAUCGACAGAAGAACGAGAAUACAUGGAAAAUUUAUUCAACUGCCUUUGUUCCGCAUUAAUGGCGAAGGAAAACCGGGAACGCUUUCUUAAAGGGGAAGGCUUACAACUGAUGAAUCUAAUGCUAAGGGAGAAAAAAAUGUCGCGAAAUGGUUCACUUAAGGUUCUUGAUCAUGCCAUGUCAGGACCAGAUGGUCGCGAAAACUGUAAUAAAUUCGUGGAUAUACUUGGCUUACGGACGAUUUUCCCAUUGUUUAUGAAAACUCCCAAACGGAACAAGCAGCGCCUAUUGUCAACAGACGAACAUGAAGAACAUGUUUGUUCGAUAAUAGCAUCGAUGCUAAGAAACUGCAGAGGAGCGCAAAGACAAAGAUUGCUCUCAAAAUUCACUGAAAAUGAUCAUGAAAAAGUUGACCGAUUGCUUGAGUUGCAUUUAAAGUAUUUGGAAAAGGUUGAAUCCGUAGACCGGGAAAUCGAUCAACAGGAAAAGAAUACUGAAAUCGAUGAAGACGAGGAAGCGGAAAAUAAUUACAUCAAGCGACUAACUGGCGGCCUUUUUACUCUUCAGCGAAUCGACUAUAUAAUUUUAGAAGUAUCAGCCACUGCGGAUACCGUAAAGCAACGUGUCGUGCAGAUUUUAAAUUUACGUGGUGCUUCGAUGAAAACCAUUAGGAACGUGAUGCGAGAAUACGCUGGAAAUCUGGGUGAUGAUGGUGAUGCCGAUUGGAAAGAACAGGAGCAAUCUCAUAUUGUUUCUUUGAUUGACAGAUUUUAAAUUAAAUUAUGUGUCACGGAUGACUUGUGUAUUAUUUAAAAUAAUCAAAUUAAAGUUGAUGUUACAUUUACCAUGAAAUUAGA
Rhagoletis pomonella (apple maggot) is the source of this 1900-nucleotide messenger RNA. Its product is annotated as beta-catenin-like protein 1. The record is from RefSeq and is a predicted model, not a curated record. Bases 81 to 1817 code for a protein of 578 amino acids. The transcript has 5 exons. Gene Ontology annotation, cellular component: spliceosomal complex. NCBI's taxonomy places the organism in Eukaryota, Metazoa, Arthropoda, Insecta, Diptera, Tephritidae.